AUGUCGUCCUCCCCAACAAUACAGGAUGAACAGCUCAUUGAGCUUCUCCUUACGCUCAAGAAAACCACGCCCGAGCAGGCUCGCACCAUCCUCUCGUCAACGCCCCAAAUUGCAUACGCGCUCGUGGCUCUCAUGGUGAAGAUGAAUGCUGUAGAUGUGCAAGUCCUCCAUAAUACGGUGGCAGCCUUCUCUGCGAACGCUCAAGGCAGCGCUACUCCCGCUCCCGCAGCUGCACCCACCGCACGCCCAGUAUCCGUCCCACCAGUUAUGCAACAGCCCCCAUCCGCCAUACCUUCUCAUCUCUCCCAGCAAUCCCGCACUUCUACUCCCCCGUCCCACCCGCCCACACCAUCCAACGCGUCCCAGCCUCCGCCCCAGCAGGGGUACGGUCCUCCCGGGCGAGUACCGGGUCCACAGCAACCUCCACAACAGCAGUAUACCCGGGAUCCGCGACAGCAUCCUAAUAACCCGUAUCAACAGCAGCAUCAGCAACCUCAGGCAUAUAACGGGUACGGUGGUACGCCUCAGGCGCCUACCGUGCAAGCGCAACAAGCUGGAGGGGCAUUGCCGGAGAACUUAGCGGCAUUGCCGGAUGAGCAGAAGGCUAUGAUAGCGCGUAUAAUAGCCAUGACGCCGGAGCAGAUCAAUAUGCUUCCGCAGGCUGAGCGUGCCAGUAUAGUCCAACUGCGCGCUACACUUGGCCUUCCUUCAUGAAGUUUAUGGUAUUUACAUCUCUCAAGGCGACCUUUCCUUUCACCAAGGGCCUUUACUUUGCAUAUUGCGACCAGCUACGCUCUGAUGACAUUUGCUCAAGACGGUUGCCGGCUUGUUGGAUUCGAGUCUUGUCUAAGCUCAGUGGUGUAAAUAUGACCGCACAUCCAGCACCGUAGACAGUAUUGUAUAGUAGAGGUCUACCACAACACUAAUAUUAGCGAAUGAAGUUGCCCC
Coniophora puteana RWD-64-598 SS2 is the source of this 948-nucleotide messenger RNA. RefSeq lists its product as uncharacterized. The coding region runs from base 1 to 714 and encodes 237 amino acids. The transcript is spliced from 5 exons. Gene Ontology annotation, biological process: mRNA 3'-end processing. Gene Ontology annotation, molecular function: mRNA binding. Gene Ontology annotation, cellular component: mRNA cleavage and polyadenylation specificity factor complex. The record is from RefSeq and is a predicted model, not a curated record. Lineage: Eukaryota; Fungi; Basidiomycota; Agaricomycetes; Boletales; Coniophoraceae.